Messenger RNA from Cladophialophora carrionii CBS 160.54, 2211 nucleotides. RefSeq lists its product as uncharacterized. Gene Ontology annotation, molecular function: zinc ion binding; DNA-binding transcription factor activity, RNA polymerase II-specific; DNA binding. The transcript is spliced from 2 exons. NCBI's taxonomy places the organism in Eukaryota, Fungi, Ascomycota, Eurotiomycetes, Chaetothyriales, Herpotrichiellaceae. The coding region runs from base 1 to 2211 and encodes 736 amino acids. Gene Ontology annotation, biological process: regulation of DNA-templated transcription; DNA-templated transcription. The record is from RefSeq and is a predicted model, not a curated record.
AUGUCCUCGGGCGCGAUUGAGACUCGUCCGGCUCUGAAUCCUCUGAAGCGACCACGGCAAGAUCCAGUCUCAUGUCAGUUCUGCCGAUCCAAGAAGCUCAAAUGCAAUCGCCAAAGCCCGUGUUCUAAUUGCUCUUCGAGGGGCCUUCCUUGCGAUGGCAAUUCCGCUUCACAUGCACGUCGCCCUCUGGAGGCAACAGGAGAUGCUGGCGAGCUAUCUAUACUGGCACGAUUGAAGCGACUCGAGGACGUUGUGCUGGGGCCGCCGUCCGAGUCGAAGCUUGAUGGCAUCAGUGCGAGCGUGUCUCAUGGCCUUCCCACAAAGGCCACAUCGUCGCCCAGCUUGGCCUGCGUCUCACCCGCGUCGGAAUACCAAGAGGCGAUACACAGUCUGGAGGAGACAGGCACUCGCGAUGCGCCAUCGUCAUAUCGAGGCCUCGACAUCCGGCUCAUGUCCACCCAUCAGAUUGCGGUUGAUCAAGACAAGUUGUUCAACCUCCAGACGGCUUCGAGGUGCCUGUGCUUGCCGCCAAAAGCAGAAGCGAGAGCACUAUUCGACCACUAUUUUAAAUACGUCGACCUUCUGCAGGAUGUCGUCCAUGCGCCGACCGUGCGAGCGUCGCUGCAGACCGUUUAUGCCAGUCUGGAAAGCGGGCUUCCGGUUGUUCCUUCUGAAGUGGUCCUGUUACUGGCCAUCUUUGCGAGUGCUGCUGGGCUUUGCACUUACUUCCCAGGAGAGACUCGGGCUUUCAUGUCUUCUACAGAUGCGCUGCAAGCAUCUAUGUUCUGGGCGAACUCUGCUCUGGAAGUAUUGGAGUUCACUCAGCGCAUGGUGGCGAGACAGCUGGCAGACAUUCAGGCCAGUAUCAUCCUCGGCUUCCUGCUGUUUCACAACGAAGGAUUUUCGACGCGGGCGCGCUGCCUCUUUGCCAGCGGCGUCGCCAUGGCUCGUGAGUUAUCGCUGCAUAAGAUUGACGCACCCGGCAACCCAGCAUCGGGCUGGCCCAACAAUCAAAAUGCCUUGGAGACAGAAAUCAAGCGCAGGGUCUGGUGGCACACGGUCGCCACAGAUUGGCUGCUGGGCCUCAGCGGAGGUCCGCAAGAAGGCACGUACUGCGUCCAACCUCGCCACAUGCGGGUGAACAUGCUACGGAACGUCGACGACGACGACCUAGUCCGCGACGGUCCACCUGUCGACAGACCCCUUUCCGAACCCACAGCCAUGUCAUACUACAUCCAGCGCGUCAAGCUUGCCGCCAUCUGCCGCGAAGUUAUCGACGUGAUGCCCUUGACCAGCUUCGAGCUCGGCACGGUCGACUACCAAGAUGUGAUCAAUCUCGACCGCAAGUUCGAAGCCUUUUUCCGAGACUUGCCUCCAUUCUUGAAGAUCGACGAGCGCCAUAUCCGCCAAAGCGAGCACAUCAUGCGUCAGCGCCCGCACAUGCAAAUCCAACGGUACGCCCUGGGCAUGAUCGCCCAGACUCGCCGGUGUAAGCUGCACCAGCCCUUUCUGAUCCGCCGUUCGGUGGAACGUCACUACGACUACUCGCGCCGAAUAUCGCUCGAGUCGGCCCGAUCGGUGAUCCGCAUGAAGGACCUUCUCCACCCCGACCCCGAGGCAGAAGAAGGGGGCUUUGUGACCAUGAGCGCAAGACACACGGGCAUUGUCUAUCACAUCUUCAUGGCGACAAUCGUGCUGGUGAUGGAUCUGUGCUUCAACCGCGUCGCCGAGGGCGAAGACGAUGCCGCCCGCAAAGCCGAAGUCGUCGCCGCAUGCAAGAUGCUAGAAGAUGCAAAGUCCGAAUCUGCCAUGGCCAGUAACUUCUUGGACUCGCUCAUGGACGUGCUGAGGAAGCAUAAGGUGCGGCUACACAACAACAACAAUAACAAUGCACGCCCACCUGUCGCGUGGGCUGUACCCCCCAGUGCCGUCCUCGAAGAGCAAAGUCUUCCUGUGGUAUCUAGCUGGUCGCCGCAACCUCUCCACAGCGCUGUCGGUGAAGACCUCAAUCGACCGGCGCCAGCGCUAGAAACACAAGCGCAGACACUCGGCGACAGCGACAGUAACGCCAACGCCAUGCCCGUCCAAGAUGCCUCACAGCACGAUCUGUCCGACUUUGAUGCAAUUUGGCAGGAGUACGUCGAGCUAGGGCCAAACAUGGGCAUCCCGGGAUGGGACAGUCUCUUCUCCCACCUAGAUUCAAGGUUUUGA